This is a messenger RNA of Momordica charantia (bitter melon), 1407 nucleotides long. It is a transcript of the gene OS9, whose product is annotated as ER lectin-like protein. Gene Ontology annotation, biological process: endoplasmic reticulum unfolded protein response; ERAD pathway; retrograde protein transport, ER to cytosol. The record is from RefSeq and is a predicted model, not a curated record. Gene Ontology annotation, cellular component: endoplasmic reticulum lumen. Lineage: Eukaryota; Viridiplantae; Streptophyta; Magnoliopsida; Cucurbitales; Cucurbitaceae.
GUUACGAAGACGCCACUUUCUUCUUCCCUUCGUCAUCGCCGUCGUCCUCCCGCUCCCAGCUGAAAACAUAGCUCCCCUUCCACUUUGCUGCUCUCGUUUUCCCAAUUCUACGUUCGUUUGAGGAGACAAAAAUGGGGAAAUUUCUGUUGCUGAUUCUUUUAGCUGCUAAUUUUUGCCACUUCUCAUUGGCUGACCAGAUCUUCCCAGCUCAACUAGGUGGUACAUUUAGUCGCAACUCUCGUGGGCCAAAAUACAAUAUUGAAUUCCAUCCAGAAGAUUCUCCUUACCAUCCGGACGACGACCAGGAAUCUGUCUUUAUGCCCAAUAAAAAUGGAAAGAAUUACUUAUGUUUCUUGCCUAAGGUGGAGAAGUCCAAGACUGGAAAGCCAGCUGUUCAGAUGAACAUGAGUAGUAUGAUUGUGGAAUCUGAGAAGCAAGUCAAAUUGAAAACUCCAGAUGAGCUGCUUGAAGCAUUAAAAGAGCAAUGCUUUGUCAGGCAAGAGGGAUGGUGGACAUAUGAAUUCUGUUACCAGAAGAUGCUACGACAAUUUCAUUUGGAGGAUGAUGAGAUAGUCCAGCAGUUUGUAUUAGGUGUCUAUGAUGCAGAUGCAACUGCUAAUCUCAACCAGAAUCUCUCUGAUAUAUCGACUUUGAAGGAUCCUCGCUCAAAAGAUGCAUCCCAAAGGUAUCAUGCCCAUCAUUACACAAAUGGAACCAUGUGCGAUCUCACAAAUCAGCCACGAGAAACUGAGGUAAGAUUUGUUUGCUCGGAGCCCAGAGCCAUGAUUAAUUCUCUCACAGAACUAUCAACAUGCAAGUAUGCACUUACCGUGAGAUGCCCGACGCUCUGCAAGCAUCCAUUAUUCCAGGAAGAGAGACCAGUGUGGUACACCAUUAACUGCAACGUGGUCCCUGAUGAUUACAAGGAAACAGAGCAGAGUGAAGAAGUAGAAGAUCAGAUUGUCAUGGUUACAGACAUCAAAUAUCCAAAAAAUGAUUCUGAAGAGUAAUGUGAAUAUUUAUAUCAUAGAAGUUUUAUCAACCAAUCUAACCUUACGAAAGCAGGUAUUCCUCUGUAGAUUUGGAUUCUUUCUUCAAAUUCAAAUUAUACAGUUGCUCGUGGGGAUUGAUCGAUCGAUCGAUUUUCAAGCCCCACAACGUAAAACACCCGCGUGGAAUUUUUCAAAUGCUUUGGUCAGAUUUGAACAUAGGUCAACCUGAAAGCUACUGACAGGUAUGGCAGUCGUUUUAUGGAAUUUAUUGUAUUCGCCAAUGGUCCAACUUAAUUGUAGGGGGAAAGCAUUUAGUUUUUAUUGGUAAACUCAUCUGUAGCUUGCUUUUGCCACAAUAAUAACGAUUGAAAGACUAUUAUUUGAGUCAAUGACAAAACAUCAUAGUUAUCUCAGA